AUGAACCAUGUGAUUUGGGAUGCCAUUAUCGAAGGUUAUCUCGUGCCUCCAAGAAAUCGAAAGGAGUGGACAAGUGAAGAUAGGAAGCUUGCCCAACUCCAUGCUAAAGCCAUGCACAUUCUCUGUUAUGCUCUUGGUCCAUACGAGUAUAGUAGAGUAUCUUUAGACUCUAAUGCAAAGGAGAUUUGGGACAAAUUAGAGGUGACCCACGAAGGAACAAGCCAAGUGAAGAAGUCCAAGAUUGACAUUGUCACCCUCAACUACGAAAACAUCAAGAUGAAGCUCGAUGAAGACAUCAAGACUAUUUCUGAUUAG
Hibiscus syriacus is the source of this 315-nucleotide messenger RNA. RefSeq lists its product as uncharacterized. NCBI's taxonomy places the organism in Eukaryota, Viridiplantae, Streptophyta, Magnoliopsida, Malvales, Malvaceae. The transcript has a single exon. The coding region runs from base 1 to 315 and encodes 104 amino acids. The record is from RefSeq and is a predicted model, not a curated record.